AUUCACAAAAGAACUUUUAGUAAAAUGGAAUUUCUUGAAUAGUCAUAUCUCAUUGCGCAUGUGUCUUUAAAGUCGCAUCGUAUAGACUAUUCCUGUCGUCGAAGCUCUUCAGUUCCCACCCGCCAGCAAUUUAUCUUAUCACCAUGCCUCCUCUCGGAGAGGCAAUCGACGACCCUACGAACAGCGAUGACUAUGUUGCACAACUGCUUGCGAAAGAUGCGCGUGACAGCUCACUCAAGUAUUCAGCCCUGGGGAUGCAGGCUUAUAUGCAUCGAAGACCCACGACAGGAGCACCGAAGCCAAAUACUCGUUUCCUGAAAAAUAUUCUCAGGGAUACAGAUAGUCACAAUGCCGCGCUAAAGAGAAAGGAGGAAGAAGAGACGAGAGAGAGAAUGCGAAACUUGCGCGCAGAGAAGUCAUCGUCAGGUAGAUCCCGCCGACAUGACGAGGACCGCGAGCGAGCAGCAAAGAGAAGGCGCGUCACAGACCGCGAUGAAGAGAUAAGCUCUCGUCGCUCGAGGCAUUACGAUGAUCUGGCGGAGGAGGAUCGUUCGCGGAGACAUCGGAGGAGGCGGGACAGUGACGAUGAGGAUGACCAUCAUAGGUCGUCGAGGAGGCAUCGGCGACGAGACGAUGAUGAUGAGCGUCACCGUUCACGAAGGCAUAGAGAGCGUUCGCAGUCUCCUAGUCGCUCCUCACGGCAUAUACGAGAACAUGACCGAUCGUCUUACCAUCGACGCCAUAGAACACGUUCUUCCGUGUCUCCUUCUCGUUCCCGUUCGCGAUCUCCCGAAUCUUCAAGGCGCAAAAAGUAUAGGUCUCGAGAUCAUGAAGGCCGCCACAGCUCGCGAGAGCGACACAAGGUGUCAUCGCUCUCACCACGCCCCGGUGAUAAGCCCGAAACGCAGCGAGACAAGCCUGAGCAGGCGACGUCUACAACUCAGGAUCGUCUUUCUGACGAUGAUUCAGAUCCACUGGAGGACAUUAUUGGCCCUCUUCCUCCCGGUUCAAACAAAGAACCUACGAUCCGCACUCGAGGUAGAGGAGCAUACAGAACAGGCACCAGCAACAUCGAUGCGCACUUUGCAUCUAAUUACGACCCGACGCUGGAUGUUCAACUCGACGAUGAAGAAGCGGGCCCCACAAGUCGAUCCACUCGUCGCCCAGUCGCAGGUCUUAUGACCGAAGAAGACGAUUGGGAUAUGGCAUUAGAAGCACUGCGCGAUCGUGCUGUCUGGAAGAAGAAAGGUGCAGAGCGUCUCCGUGAAGCUGGGUUUGGUGAUAGUAUGGUUGAGAGGUGGGCUGGUAACACCGCUUUCUCUGGACUUGGUGACGGUGAAAGGGAGAAGAGCAUUGACGACUUUAAAUGGGCGAAGAAGGGAGAGGGUCGUGAGUGGGAUCGAGGAAAGGUACUGACCGACGAUGGAGAUGUCGACCUCAAGGCGCCUUGGUAGAGACGGCAUUCUUUAAUAUGAUACCCUGCUCUGUAGAUGAUAGUUAGUGGUCUCAUAACCUCAUUAGUAUCGUUUAGUGGAUAUCGCCAAAGUUAUCACAAGUAAUUAUGGUUAUGUAUUUCCUUGGCAUAUAAUCAUAUAGCAUACAGAAGUC
Molecule: messenger RNA, 1608 nt
Organism: Paecilomyces variotii
Lineage: Eukaryota; Fungi; Ascomycota; Eurotiomycetes; Eurotiales; Thermoascaceae
Exons: 2
Coding region: 144-1454 (436 amino acids)
Source: RefSeq, a predicted model, not a curated record